AUGGUUUUAAAGAAAAGUAAGGCGGAACAGCAGGUGAGCAACGUGCACUUGGAUGAUAAUUCGAGUUAUCAGCUCUUCAUCCAGAUCAAUGCCAAUAGAGCUGCUGAUUUAGUGCCAGACUUUGGAUAUGAGUCUGAUUCACCAAAUACUGGGGUGGGGGAAGUGAAAAAAUCUUCAAAGAAGAGUAUCAAUCCUGUUCUAGUGGCUCUGAUUAAUAAGGUAAAACGUCGGACUUCGAGAAAGCUUCAUACGAAGCAGCCUAGUUGGGAUGACACAUUAUUAAUACCUUUGAAAUAUAAUGAUUACUGCCCUGUAUUGUAUUUGACAGUGUGGGACAAACACAAAAGAUAUAAGAACUACAUGGGAGAAAUGAGGAUUCAUCUAAAUGAAAUAUUUUAUCAAAAUUCCAAAUUUUCCAGUACUAAGCCGCUCCAAUGGUAUAAGCUUUACUCCAAGGAAAGUUACAAGCGUUACAUCACAGGGUCUUUAUUGUUAUCUUUCAGUUUAGUCGUCAAAAAGAAGAAGUUGAAAGGAAAAGACAAGAAACGAAAGAACGCUUUAAAAACUGACAAAGAUUUGCUGUCACAAGCUGGAAGUAAAAACUCAUCAAAAGUGAAAGUAACGGUUUCACCCUCUGCUGACGACUACAGCGAUUUAUACAAUAAAAUGGAAACGUUAGAGGCAUCAGACGCUCCUUAUUACGACGCAGAAGCCACAGAAGAAGAAAAGCAAAAGAUGUAUCAGCAAUGGAUCAAGUCUCUUAUUUACUCGAAUCCUGAUCCCAGCUUAAUACAUGCAGAUAUCCAAGGCUUUUAUCCUUCUGUCAGCGAUCUGCCACCUAUGGCAUCAGACUUGUCAGACCUUGACUCCAUUGAAGCUUCCUCAAAGAGUCAAGAAUCGAAGGAGGUCUCCAAUGAGGGUUCCAAAGACUUGAAACACAGCAUUAUAACGAAAAGUGAUCAAGUUGCAGAAAAGAAUUCUAGCAAAGAUUUCUUGUCUGUCAAAGACAAUUUAUCUAAUGUAUCUGAUGAAAAUUCUAGUAUUCUAUCUGAGGUUUCCUCAUUAAUCUCAAAAGAGAAUGUUGUAAAUGAUCCUUUGCUUGCAAAUGCCAACUUGCAAAGUUCGCCUCCUCAUAAAAAGAACUCAAAUUCCAAGAAUACUAAUGCAAAAUUUUCCGUCAGCAACAGAGACGUUGCGGGUGUUCUUUUCCUAGAAAUUGUAUCUUGUUCUGAUUUGCCUCCUUUAAGGAACGUUACUAGAACAUCAUUUGAUGUUGAUCCUUUUGUUGUUAUUGCUUUCGGAAAGAAGACGUAUAGGACAAGCUGGAAAAGACAUACCUUAAACCCUUUGUUUAACGAAAGAAUUGUCCUAGAAGUCCUACUGCACGAGACGAAUUUCAACAUUCAAUUUUCUGUCUUGGACAAGGAUAGGUUCUCAUUUCACGAUAACAUUGCCGCAGUUUCGGUUCCAGUGAAAGAUAUAACAGAUAUGGCAACUCCUAGGGGGUCUCAUUUCUUAAACUUAAGGAGUCCAUUAGAAGCUGCUUCUGAUUCUGUACUUGACUACGACUCACCGUCGCAAAACUCUAGCAUUACGGUCUUGGAGGACGAUAAUUUAAUCCAACAAGUUAAGAAAAAGAAGUUUAGAAAAAAAAUUACUACACUGCAUGGCGACACUUCAAAGUUUAGAACUAUAAAUUUAGCAUUGAAGCUCCACAAUGAAAAAUAUGAAGGUAAAUAUAAUCCACAACUAAAAAUUCGAGUCCGAUUUGAGCUCUAUGAAAAUUUGAGAAGGCAAUUUUGGAAUAUUUUACUUGAGCAAUACCACGUCGAGGAAACUGGUAGAUCGUACGAUUACAUUGAACUAAUAUCACUUUUAGAUACCUUGGGAUGUCAGAAUAGUGACGACAUUGUGAAUGAGUUUUUUCAAGACUAUCAAAAGCUGCCCUGGGGAGGGGCCGUUUUGACAUUUGAUGAAAUCAUAGAUUCAUUGGAAAAGCAUAUAACUUCUUCAGAGGCUUCAAGUGUAAAAUUGUUCGAGAUAGAAAAGUGCCCUUUGUGUUGUCAGAAAAGGUUGACAAAAAAACAAGAUAUUGACAUCGUAACUCAUGUUGCUUUGUGUGCAUCGAAAGAUUGGAGCAUAGUUAACAAAUUGCUAGUUUCUUCAUACAUUUCUCCUCAAAUCGCGACGAAAAGAUGGUUUUCCAAGUUAUUGAUUAAAAUGACAUACGGGAAAUAUCAAUUGGGAGGGAAUUCAGCAAACAUAUUAGUCCAGGAUAGAUUAACUGGUAUUAUUUUGGAGGAGAAAAUGGGAGUUCACGUAAGGUUGGGAAUAAGGCUACUUUAUAAUGGCUUAGAUAAAGCCAAGUCCAAAAGAGUUCGGAUAUUAUUGAAAAAGAUGAGUAUAAAACAAGGUGCUAAGUUUGACAGCCCGCAGCUGAAAAAUGAUAUUCAAUCAUUUAUAAAGUUCCAUAAGCUUGAUAUGUCAGAUUGCUUGGAACCUGAUCCUACGAAGUACGCGACAUUUAACGACUUCUUCUAUAGAAAACUUAAAGAAGGAGCAAGGCCUCUCGAGGCUGCUGAGAAUAGAAAUGUUGUCGUAUCGCCGACAGAUUGUCGAUGUACUGCUUUUACUUCAGUCAAGAGUGCCACACGCUUGUGGAUCAAAGGACGCAAUUUCUCUGUUGCUAAAUUGUUUAAUGGAAACUUUAAUAACCUAGAACACACUGACUUGUAUGAACAAGAGAACUGCUCGAUUGGUAUUUUCAGGUUGGCUCCGCAGGAUUACCAUAGAUUUCAUUCUCCAGUUGAUGGAAAAAUAACAAAAAUUAAACACAUCGAAGGAGAGUAUUAUACCGUAAAUCCAAUGGCGAUAAGGUCAAAAUUAGAUGUCUUUGGUGAAAAUGUCAGAAUACUAAUCGAAAUCGAGACUAAAGAGUUUGGGCCGGUUGUAAUGGUAGCAGUAGGUGCUAUGAUGGUAGGCUCGAUUGUACUUACUAAGGGCGAAAAUGAGACAGUAUCUAGGGGUGAAGAAGUGGGCUAUUUCAAGUUUGGUGGAUCUACCAUUUUACUAUUGUUUCAAAGCUCUAAAUUUUCAUUCGACUCAUAUUUGAUCAAUAAUUCUAACUCCUGUAUUGAAACGUUAUUAAGAGUGGGCCAAAGUGUAGGUCAUUCCCCUGAUACGAACGAAUAUAAAAGACCUCAUUUAAGCUUUGAACAACAGUCCGAUGAUUUCAAGUUAAAUUUAAUAAGAAUGAUGACUGGAGGUGAUUUAAAUGAUAGUCGAGAGUUGAACAACUGGGAAAUAGGAAAGAGUCACUUUGAAAAAGACGAUAUCGAAAGUAUCUUAAGAGAAUCUGACGAAGGAAGUCUUAAUUCUAAUGAGAAUGGUGAUGAUUUUGACUCUAUACAUUCAGGUCCGAAUAUUCCUGAGACUUCAUAA
Molecule: messenger RNA, 3441 nt
Organism: Priceomyces carsonii
Lineage: Eukaryota; Fungi; Ascomycota; Pichiomycetes; Serinales; Debaryomycetaceae
Gene: PSD2
Product: phosphatidylserine decarboxylase 2
Exons: 1
Coding region: 1-3441 (1146 amino acids)
Biological process (GO): phospholipid biosynthetic process
Molecular function (GO): phosphatidylserine decarboxylase activity
Source: RefSeq, a predicted model, not a curated record